CACAAUUUGAUAUUGUACAAAAUUCAUUUGUAUUGAAAUUAUGUUUAAUGAUUGAAGUGAUAUUAUUCACACAUAAUACAUUUGUAAUGCUUCAAUGUGCAAUGCUACUAUCCGGUGUAAUAUUGGCAACAUAUCAUGCAUUUCACAAUCAAUUGGCUAAUAUGAAUCAAAAUUUUAUGAAAAUUUUAAAAUUCAAAAAAAAUCAAAGACAAAUUAAUACGUUGAAAGAACUGCGAUUCAUCCAUAUUGAACAUAAUACAUUGUCAUAUUAUGUAUUACAUGGUGAUAAAACUACAUGGAGCCAGCCGCUUUACUAUUAUGCAUUGGUUAGCAUACCGAUCAAUGUAUUAUUUAUGUGUGAAUUAAUCUUUGAAGAUAUGCCAGCGCAUACAGAAUUUGUAUUCAUAUUGAUUGCAUUGAUACAUGUCAUUACUGGUCUUAUUCCGUUCAUAACUUUAGCACAUGUUUCCAGUGCUUUUCAUAAAAUCAAAGAUUAUAUACCAGCUAUGCAGCUACGAUUGAAUCGUUCGACACAUCUUCGUAUGAAAUUGAAAUAUGAUGAUCUCUAUGAACGUUUGAUGUCUGGUAAAAAAAUUGCUUUUACAUUCGGAUAUCUCGGUAAUCUGACUUAUCGUGGGUUAUUCGAAGCAUUUCUUGGCUAUAUUGCAGCUUUCUUUCUCAUCAUGGGUUUCUAUACGCGAGAACAUUCAACAUGAAUAAUUAUGAUUUGAUCAAAUGGUGAUGAUGAUGAUUCCGUAUAAUUCUAUCACGUUUAACCUUUAAUUUUAAAUCAUUUGUUAUUUCCAUCAAACGUUAGUCUUUAUGAGUGUGUGUGUGUGUAACUGUAGAACAAACAUAAGAUAAAACAUAAAACACAGACCUUUAGAUGACACUUUAAAACAAAAGAAAAAAAAAUUCACCAAAAUUUUCCAUCAUUCGAUUGUAUCGUAUCAUGAUUAUCGAUCAAUCGAUUGAUAGAAAAAAAGAUGCAAAAAAAUUUUGAAAAUCAAUAUAAAAUGCGUUUGUUUCCCAAUGCAAAUCGUAAAAGUCGAUCACAUGUUUUGUUAUUUGUAUUUAUUAUUGAUUUCUUCAAUCAUAUUCUUCACAUUUUUUAUCAAAUUUCCUGAUUGUGAUCAUCAUCAUCAUCCA
Molecule: messenger RNA, 1149 nt
Organism: Dermatophagoides farinae (American house dust mite)
Lineage: Eukaryota; Metazoa; Arthropoda; Arachnida; Sarcoptiformes; Pyroglyphidae
Source: RefSeq, a predicted model, not a curated record